Molecule: messenger RNA, 787 nt
Organism: Trametes versicolor FP-101664 SS1
Lineage: Eukaryota; Fungi; Basidiomycota; Agaricomycetes; Polyporales; Polyporaceae
Exons: 2
Coding region: 91-702 (203 amino acids)
Source: RefSeq, a predicted model, not a curated record
GAUCCAAGGCAGCGAGUCCGAUGACCCGGAAAGGCAGAUGACGUCAUCGAGAAGAGAAGAGGGCGCUUCGUGCACGAGGGCGGGCAAGACAUGUCCUCCACUGCGCACGACGAUGAGCACGAUGGGCUCGCCGCGAUCCGCAUAGACAUCCCUGAGCGUUUCUACCUCCUCCCCGGCGCUGCUCUUAUCGUCGGCACGACGAUUGGUCUCUAUCGCGGAUCCAGGACAGCUUCGUUGCGCUUCCUGGCGGAGAAUGCGCACCGUGCCCCCAAGACCGUGCGCGGGUGGUACCUGUACAACAAGACCAAGAACUACCGGGUGCUGCUGGGCGGACUGAAAGGGGCUGGUGCGGAUGCGUCGAAGCUCGGGCUGACAGCGGCCGCGUGGGUGUUGGUUGAGGAGGGCUGCACUCGCGCGGGCCUGGACGACGUGCGGGAGGUGGCGGCUGGUCUGGGCACGGGGAUGCUGUUUGGUGCCGUGUAUGGGAUGGCGUGGAAGGCGAUUCGGCGAACAACCGGUUUGGGGGUGCUGAUCGGGGGCACGCUCCGGGCGCUGCGGUGGAGCAAGGAGUACCUGAGGGAACACGCAGCGGCGCGGGCGCACGAGCUGGAGCAGACGGCGGCCGAGGGGCGGGCGGAGGUCGUGCGCGACGUGCAGGCGGCGGUGGACACGGCGAGGGGGAGGCCGACGACGGCGACAUAGGGGGCGCAUGUUCUGUAGAAUGGCCGCUUCGGGGAAUUAUAAUGAGGACCGACGCGCCCUGGAAAUUGUGCGCGGCUGUGUGGAG